AUGUUUUAUUCGGGUAUCCUGACAGAGCCGAGUAGAAAAGAAGUGGAGAUAAGGGAAGCGGCAUCUCUCCGCCAGCAGAGGAGGAUGAAGCAGGCAGUUCAGUUUAUUCACAAGGAUUCUGCAGAUCUCCUCCCUCUGGACGGGCUGAAGAAGCUGGGGACUUCAAAAGAUACUCAACCACAUAAUAUCCUGCAGAAGCGCCUGAUGGAGACAAAUUUAUCAAAAUUACGAAGCAGCCGAGGCAGCUGGACUCUGAAGAGUGAUAUCUCAGCGCAGACCAACAAGCUGAAUCAAACCAAACUGGGCAGCUCAGGGAAAACAGAGGACGAGGAGCUCAUAGUGGUGAGCUGCCAGUGUGCGGGGAAGGAGCUGAAGGCCGUGGUGGACACCGGCUCGCAGCACAACCUCAUGUCGUCUGCCUGCCUGGACAGGCUAGGGUAAAUAUCCAAACUCCAACUGAUCUCCGAGGAGCAGGAUCAGGCAUUAGCUCACAGG
Fulmarus glacialis (Northern fulmar) is the source of this 495-nucleotide messenger RNA. Its product is annotated as nuclear receptor-interacting protein 3-like. The annotation marks the transcript as partial. The record is from RefSeq and is a predicted model, not a curated record. NCBI's taxonomy places the organism in Eukaryota, Metazoa, Chordata, Aves, Procellariiformes, Procellariidae. The transcript has 4 exons.